AUGCCUACUCACCUCACUAAGACCAGGAAGCACCGUGGCCACGUUUCGGCUGGUCACGGUCGUAUCGGCAAGCACCGCAAGCACCCCGGUGGUCGUGGUCUUGCUGGUGGUUUCCACCACCACCGCACCAACUUCGACAGGUACCACCCUGGUUACUUCGGUAAGGUUGGUAUGCGUCACUACCACCUGCUGCGCAACCCGCUGCACAAGCCGAUCAUCAACCUCGACAAGCUCUGGACUCUUGUCCCGACUGACGUGCGCAAGAGCGUGAACGCUCAGUCGACGGAGGUCCCGGUUAUUGACACUCUCGCUGCUGGCUACGGCAAGGUUCUCGGCAAGGGUCGUCUCCCUGAGAUCCCGGUCAUUGUCAAGGCCCGCUGGGUCUCGGCUCUGGCUGAGAAGAAGAUCAAGGAGGUUGGUGGCGUUGUCAAGCUGGUUGCGUAA
Malassezia pachydermatis is the source of this 444-nucleotide messenger RNA. Its product is annotated as rpl28-60s large subunit ribosomal protein. Gene Ontology annotation, molecular function: structural constituent of ribosome. The transcript has a single exon. Lineage: Eukaryota; Fungi; Basidiomycota; Malasseziomycetes; Malasseziales; Malasseziaceae. Bases 1 to 444 code for a protein of 147 amino acids. The record is from RefSeq and is a predicted model, not a curated record. Gene Ontology annotation, cellular component: cytosolic large ribosomal subunit; ribosome. Gene Ontology annotation, biological process: translation.